AAAUGUCAAUGUCAACAACAGCCGUCUGCAAGAGCCACGAUUUUUCGAGUGGAAUGGAAGUAAUUUUAAUUUAAAAUCGACGAAUGUUUACGUGUUCUACGAUCGCAGGAACGAUCUGGAGGAGUAAAAACACAUAUUUAUAAGUUAGAUAAGGGAAAGACUAGUAUCAUUUAAACAAAAGCGCACAAGGCGUACCUAACCAUGCCGCCGAAGAAAGCGGCAGGGGGGGCUGCGGCCAGCAAAAAGACUGAGCAGAAGAAGAAGGAGAAAGUCAUUGAGGACAAGACAUUUGGUUUAAAAAACAAAAAGGGUGCAAAACAGCAGAAAUUCAUCCAACAAGUAGAGAAGCAAGUCAAAAGUGGCGGUAUUCACCCAGCCAAGCCCAUGGAAGACAAGAAGAAGACUAAAGAAGAGAAGUUGAAAGAACAGAAGGAGCUCUCUCUACUGUUUAAACCUGUUCAGACACAGAAGGUUGAGAAAGGUAUUGAUCCCAAGUCGGUGGUGUGCGCUUUCUUCAAGCAGGGCCAGUGCACAAAAGGUGACAAGUGCAAAUUCUCUCACGAUUUGACUAUUGAGAGAAAGGCUGAGAAGAGAUCUCUGUACGUGGACAUGAGAGACGACGAUGAGGACACCAUGGACAACUGGGACGAAGACAAGCUCAAGGAGGUUGUGGAGAAAAAGCAUGGGGACGACAAGCAGCGGCCUACCACAGACAUUAUAUGCAAGCAUUUCUUAGAAGCCGUCGAGAAGUCCAAGUACGGAUGGUUCUGGGAAUGCCCGUCCGGUGGCAAGUGUAUAUACAGACACGCUCUGCCGCCGGGCUUCGUGCUCAAACGGGACAAGAAGAAGAUGGAGGACAAAAAGAACGAGAUCUCUCUGGUGGACCUCAUCGAGAGGGAACGAGCUGCGCUUGGAGUUAAUCAGACCAAGAUCACAUUGGAGACCUUCCUCGCGUGGAAGAAGAAAAAGAUUAAAGAGAAACAGGACGCCCUCAUCAAAGCGGAAGAACAGAAGCGCAACGACUUCAAGGCGGGCCGCGCGGUCGGUCUCUCCGGACGAGAGAUGUUCUCCUUCGACCCGGCGCUGGCCGAGGACGCGGACGACGACGACGAGGCCUUCGACCUGCGCAACUACAACGACGACGAGGAGGCCGAGGACUCGACGGAGUACCGGAACAUCGAGCUGGAUCUUAUCGGCAUGGAGGCCUCGGAGGUGGACGACACUGGCACCAAAGCAACAGAAGACAGACUCCACCAAAUCAACAAGGGUCUGGAAAAUGGAGACAAAGCCCAAGAGGUCAAAAGUGAGGACCCCUCCCCAGACACAGCUGUCCCUAUCAAUGAGAACCUCUUCCUCGAUGAAGACCUUGAUGAGGAGUUACAGAACCUGGAUUUGGAAGACUAGGUUUAGGUUUAAUAGAAUCAAAAUAUCUUAUUGAGCAAAUGGUUUAAAAUCCCAAAAAAAAAACAAGUCCUAAAACGAUGAUAGGAAUAAAUCAUCGAUAAAAUAUCUGAGAUGGAAUAGAUUGUGGAAAAUAAAAUAUCAGAUUUUUAUUUAUA
Molecule: messenger RNA, 1559 nt
Organism: Bicyclus anynana (squinting bush brown)
Lineage: Eukaryota; Metazoa; Arthropoda; Insecta; Lepidoptera; Nymphalidae
Product: zinc finger CCCH domain-containing protein 15 homolog
Exons: 7
Coding region: 202-1404 (400 amino acids)
Biological process (GO): cytoplasmic translation
Cellular component (GO): cytosol
Molecular function (GO): mRNA binding; metal ion binding
Source: RefSeq, a predicted model, not a curated record